GCCCCGACCCACACGCUGCUUGCCUGCCUGCCUGCCUCCUACUCUACCCUCCGUGCCUCAAGCCUCCCUAAUGGCGUGCGCCCGCUGGUCCAGCAGCUAAGCCAGCUAGCACUCAGUUACCCUUCCAUGGCCUCCCCGACUGCCAUAUAG
Messenger RNA from Bipolaris zeicola 26-R-13, 150 nucleotides. RefSeq lists its product as uncharacterized. The record is from RefSeq and is a predicted model, not a curated record. The transcript has a single exon. NCBI's taxonomy places the organism in Eukaryota, Fungi, Ascomycota, Dothideomycetes, Pleosporales, Pleosporaceae. The annotation marks the transcript as partial.